AUGGACCAGGGUAACGAAAACACAUUAGAAGUUUUUAAGCUAGUCUCUGAAGAGGAAAUAGAAAAGCAUUUGCACAAAAAACAGAAGAGAGCAAGAAAAAGAGCUAGGGAGACUGGACAAGAAGGCUUGAGUGAGAAUGUUACCCGGACAGUUGAAGAUGAAAUACAAAGAUUGAGUCCGACAAAGCUGUCGAGCAAAAUCAGGUCCUUUGACUGCAUUGUUGACAGUGCAGAAAUAGCAAAGAUUGUAUGUCAUUUAAGCAACAAUACCCUAGAGCUUCAAAGUUUAAACAUAAAAGAGAAAAAGCCUGUAGCAGAGUGUGUGACCAAACUUAGUUCGGCUGGACAUCGGUCAGAUGUGCGUAGUGUCUGUUUUAGCUCAGAUAACACAGCUGUCCUGUCCACUAGUGGGGAGACCAUGAAGGUGUGGAACAGGACCACACAGCAGUGCAUCAGAACAAUUGACUGUGAGUACGGUCUGUGUUCAAUGUUUGCUCCUGGAGACAGACAUGCCAUCAUUGGAACUAAAAGUGGAAAACUUCAGAUAUUUGACAUAGCUUCGGGAUCUUUGCUGGAAAAUGUUGAAGCUCACUUGGGUGCCGUAUGGUCUGUAUGUAUGUCACCAGACAAGAGAGGCAUAAUCUCUGGUAGCGCUGACAAAGAAGUCAAGUUCUGGGACUUUGAACUCAUAACUGAUGAGAAAUACUCUAAGACGAGCAAGAGGUUAACCUUAGUCCACACAAGAACUCUGAAGAUGUCUGAGGAAGUCCUGUGUGUGAAAUACAGUCCUGACCAAAGGCUUGUUGCAGUCUCCCUUCUAGACAGUACAGUAAAAGUAUUUUUUGCUGAUACACUGAAGUUCUUCUUGUCCCUGUAUGGUCAUAAGCUGCCAGUAACUUGCAUGGACAUCUCCUCGGACAGUUCACUGCUGGUGACGGGGUCGGCUGACAGGAAUGUCAAACUUUGGGGACUGGAUUUUGGGGAUUGUCACAAGUCUAUAUUCGCCCAUGAUGACAGCAUCAUGUGUGUUCAGUUUGUCACCAAAACCCAUAUGUUCUUCACAGGAGGCAAAGAUAAAAAACUUAAAGAAUGGGAUGGUGACAAUUUUGAGCAUAUUCAGACUCUCGAGGGACACCAUGCAGAGAUCUGGUGCCUUGCUGUGAGUCCCAAUGGCAAACAUGUGGUGACGGGGGCACAUGACAAGUCUCUACGCAUCUGGGAAAAGACUGAGGAGCCUCUUGUAUUGGAAGAGGAAAAAGAAAUGGAACGUGAAAAGGAGUACGAGGAAGCCAUUGCUGAUGGUGAAGAACCUGUUGUCCCAGGUGAAGCAGACAGUGAAGUAGGAAUGGCAGGCAAAAAGACUGUAGAAACAGUGAAAUCAGCAGAAAAGUUGAUGGAGGCUGUUGAAGUUUAUAGAGAAGAAACAGCAAAGUACAAAGACCAUGAAGCUGAGUGCAAGAGGACAGGAAAAGAGCUUCCCCCUCCACAACUUCACCCACUAUUUCAAGCUUAUGGUGUGUCCACUCCUGCCAAAUAUGUACUGGAAAUCAUAAGGAGAAUAAAAUCUAGUGAGUUGGAAGAAUCCUUGCUGGUGCUACCAUUCUCGUAUAUACCAGACUUACUAGGACUACUGAGCAUGUUCAUAGACAAUGGAUGGGAAGUGGAACUGACAUGUAGAUGCUUGCUCCUCUUACUCAGAAUCCACCAUGGCCAGAUCACUUCUAAUCAGGUGAUGGUGCCUGUUAUUGAGAAACUAAAAACAAACACUUCCUCCAAAGUAGGAGAGCUUAAAGAUAUUAUUGGUUUCAACAUGGCAGGACUUCAGUUUCUGAAACAGCAGAUGGAACAGAAGGAGGAACUCAAAUUUUUUGCAGAUGCAACGGACAGAUUUAGUCAGAAGAAGAAAAAGCAAAAAUCAAAAGCUGUAUUAGCAUUUAAGACUUGAAGACUCUAAAACAGUGAUGUUCAUAUAAAUUAAUUGCUGGAGAACUGAUAAAAAAGUGUGCAAAACCAGUCUAACACUCCAAGAAUUCUUAAAGCAGAACUUGGAGGAAAGGAUCAGUGACCUGAAGACUGCUUUUAUCAGUAAUGGUACAGAAUGGAUGUAGAAAAUAAUGCUGAUAUAACUACUAUUUUUCCUUUUAUAUGGCCACCCAAAAUGUAUGAUUUUUGGGUAUGAUAUCUCAAACUUUUGUUGGUCUCAUAUUUUUACCUGAAUCUAAUAUAUAGCAAUAAUAGUGAUUAUUGUUAGAUUAUUGCAGAAGCAGAACAAAAUAUGUGGGCCCGACAUUUAAUUGCUAGAAAAUAUAAUGACAUUUGAGUGACAGGAUUACUGGGAAAGUAAGUGUAUUUGUACUAGUGGACUGAUGUCCUCGAUUCAUACCUCUGAAAUGAUAAAAGUCCUCAAAAGAUGAUUCCUAGAACUAAAUCAUAUUUAAUAAAAUUGGAACAAAACAUCUAGUUCAAGUGAUCGAUCACAACUAUAAGAUCAAAUAUUUAGGAGUUCCUGACAGCUGGGUUGGGUUGAGCAAUGAUUUGUUAGUAAAAGAAAAUGUUUUCUUUUUUUUCCUCAAGUAGAUUUGGUGUGAAAACUCCAGAUCCAUGUAGGGUAAUAUAAUCUUUAUAAGCAUGAUCUGCAUGGCCACUUCAGUUCUACAGCCUGAAGG
This is a messenger RNA of Lingula anatina, 2665 nucleotides long. RefSeq names its product WD repeat-containing protein 3. The record is from RefSeq and is a predicted model, not a curated record. Gene Ontology annotation, biological process: maturation of SSU-rRNA. Gene Ontology annotation, cellular component: Pwp2p-containing subcomplex of 90S preribosome; small-subunit processome. Gene Ontology annotation, molecular function: protein binding; snoRNA binding. NCBI's taxonomy places the organism in Eukaryota, Metazoa, Brachiopoda, Lingulata, Lingulida, Lingulidae.